AUGUCCAGAGACAGGUUUUUGCAGAUAAUGCGUUAUCUGCACUUUAAAGAUAACCAAGAAGAAGUGAGAGACAAAAAUUCUUCAGAUUAUGACAAGCUAUUCAGGGCAAAAGAGCAAAGAUUCAGAAAACCAAUUACGUCUGUUGAGUGUGAAAAAUUUGAAGAAAGUUGGGUGUCAGACUCAAGUCGUCGAAAAUGGGCGUGGGUGCUGAAAGUCUUUGAUCAGUGGAUGGUUGAGAGAAAUAAAGCCGUAAAUGAAAUGAGUUAUAGUAGUGAACCGUUGAUAAACGAGAAUCUAGAUGAAAUGUCUGAAGAGCAGCUGGAUUUUGUCUUGGCUCGAUUUAUUGCCGAAGUUAGAAAAGAAGAUGGACAAGAAUAUCCAGGAAAGACUUUAUAUGAAAUGAUAAGUAGUAUUCAAACGUUUUUACGUGUGAAAUGUAAGAGAAAUGUAACUUUGAUUGACAUAACAGGUUAUAAAUUUAGAAGUUUGAAUUCAGCUUUGAAUUUUCAAAUGAAAGAAAAAGCUGGGCAAGGAAUAGGCUUAGUUGUCAACAAGGCUAAUCUUAUUACGGAGGAACAAGAAAACUAUUUGUGGGAAAACGGGUUUUUAGGGAGCGACAACGCAGAGCUGCUUUGCCACACUUUGGUCUGGGUUUUUGGCAUUCAGUUUGCUCUAAGGGCUGGGCAGGAACACAGGAAUUUGAGAUUUAAAAACUCACAGUUAUCGCUACAAAGUGACGAAUCGGGUAAUGAAUUCUUACAGUAUAUGGAGGAUAUCAGUAAAACUAAUAAUGGCGGUUUGAGCCAUUUGCGUAUCAAAAGGAAAGUUGUUCGGGCAUAUAAGAACUUAACCAUGUAG
This is a messenger RNA of Pocillopora verrucosa, 858 nucleotides long. The record is from RefSeq and is a predicted model, not a curated record. Lineage: Eukaryota; Metazoa; Cnidaria; Anthozoa; Scleractinia; Pocilloporidae.